Molecule: messenger RNA, 567 nt
Organism: Manihot esculenta (cassava)
Lineage: Eukaryota; Viridiplantae; Streptophyta; Magnoliopsida; Malpighiales; Euphorbiaceae
Product: gibberellin-regulated protein 3
Exons: 3
Coding region: 154-468 (104 amino acids)
Source: RefSeq, a predicted model, not a curated record
GGGUGAAUUUGGUAAUUGAGCCACGCAUAUUAUAAAUAAACUCAGGACUCGGACUCAGUAUCACAUUCCCGACACUUUUUUACUUAACAAAGCUAAUUGAGCGAUUGGAUCGCUUCAACACCUUCAGACAUUGCAGUAGUCAGCUUCUUUUCAAUGGCUUUGCGUUCUGUUCUUUUGCUGGCAAUCUUUCUUUUCUGCAUAGCUCAGGUUUCAUCUGACGUCGAGAUUGAAGAGCAAGGCAACCAGGUGGUUAAAGGAGCUAACAGAAGGCUCUUAUCAUUGGAUUGUGGAGGGCUGUGCAAGGUGAGGUGUAGUUUACACUCGAGGCCUAAUGUGUGCUUGAGGGCAUGUGGCACCUGCUGCUUAAGGUGCCAGUGCGUGCCUCCAGGCACCUCUGGUAACAGAGAAGUGUGUGGGAAAUGUUACACUGAGAUGACGACUCAUGGGAACAGGAAAAAGUGCCCUUAAAAAUCUCACCUUCAUGGUGGUACUGUAUAAGGUAUAGCAUAUAGAGGAACUUGUCUUCUCAUAUCAAAUAAUAAACAGUUGGGUAUUUGUGUUUAUGGA